AAAAAUAAAAUAAUAUAAAAUAAAAAAAAAAAUAUACAUUUUUCUUUAAAAAAAAAUAUGGGUACUUGUGCUUCUAAAGCGGUAAAAUGUAAUGACCAUUGGAUGGACGGGAUUCCUAUUGAUGAAGAAUUAACCCCAUCACAUAGAAUUAUUAAUGGUAGAAGAUUUCAUACUGAUGAAACUGUAAAAUAUAUUUUUCCUAAUGAUGAUGAAGAGAUUGAAAAGUUAGAAUUACAAUAUUAUUUGUUUAAAGAAUAUUGGAGAACAUGUUAUACUUCUCCCAUAACUCCGAUGUUAACCGCAGGUGGUGGUCGUGUCCUUGAUAUUGGAUGUGGUCCAGGAACGUGGAUAAUGGAUUUGGCAUCUAAAUAUAAAUCAACAACAUUUAUUGGUAUUGAUAUAUCCCCCAUGUUUCCACAACAUGUCAAACCAAGAAAUGCAUCAUUUGUUCAAUAUAAUAUUCUAAAUAAAAUACCAUUUCCUAAUGAUACAUUUGAUUAUGUACAUCAAUCACUCUUAUCUUCAGCAUUCACGACUUCACAAUGGAAAGAAGUGAUAAAAGAAAUAGUUCGAGUGACGAAACCAGGAGGAUGGAUAGAAUUUCUUGAAUAUGAUUAUUUUGUACAUAAUGAAGGACCGAUCUCACAACGAAUAAAUGCCAGUACGAUUUCAUUUUUCUUAUCACAAGGAUUGAUUCCUAAUAUUAGUAAACAUCUUCCGGAAAUUUUACAAUCAACCGAACAAUUAAUGGAUAUUCAUUGUGAAAUAAAAUCGGUACCAAUUGGAAAUUGGGGUGGAACCUUAGGUUCUGUGGCUCUUGAAGUUAUUGGUAUAGAAAUAUCAGCACUUCGAAAUAAUUUACAACCUUUGAUGGGAUUAAGCGAUCAACAUUACGAAGCAUUAAUUGAAGGUUUUGUUUCCGAGGUUAAUAAAUAUAAAUCAUAUAUUAACACUUUUAGGUUUUAUGCCCAAAAAGUGAUGUAAAAUAUUUUUUAUGAGUAUAUAAUUUUAGACAUAAUUUUCAUUAUUUUUUUCGUAGUCAUAAAAGAAAAAGUGCAUAACAUGUGUAAAUCAUCAUUUUAUUUGUAUAUUUUUUUCCCUUUUUCUUUCCCUUCCCUUCCU
This is a messenger RNA of Rhizophagus irregularis DAOM 181602=DAOM 197198, 1122 nucleotides long. RefSeq lists its product as uncharacterized. The record is from RefSeq and is a predicted model, not a curated record. Gene Ontology annotation, molecular function: methyltransferase activity. NCBI's taxonomy places the organism in Eukaryota, Fungi, Glomeromycota, Glomeromycetes, Glomerales, Glomeraceae.